Brenthis ino (lesser marbled fritillary) is the source of this 546-nucleotide messenger RNA. The record is from the annotation of a GenBank genome assembly. NCBI's taxonomy places the organism in Eukaryota, Metazoa, Arthropoda, Insecta, Lepidoptera, Nymphalidae.
AUGGAUAUGAUUUUUCAUCAGAAAUCUGCCUCCAAACCUCAAAAAGUACCAGAGACUACCAAAUGGUGGCUUCUAAAAGGUGACAAGGCUGACGAGUUUAGACAAGAUAUGGAAGACAUGACUAUAAGUAUGGAUGUUGACGUGAACUUGAUGUGGCAACAAGCAUAUGCACAGAUAAUGAAGGCAGCAAACAGGAUCCUAGGCCGCACUAAACCAGAUAAAAAGUCAUCGAGGGAAACCUGGUGGUGGAAUCCUACAAAGCAAAUAGCUUUACAAGAAAAGAAAAGAACAUUCAAAAUCUGGCAGUCCACAAGGUCACAGAAAGAUAGAGAUGUGUAUAAAACAGCAAAGAAAAGGACAAAGAAAACUGUAGCCAUUGAAAGGAGAAAAGUCUUGGGAUUUUUAUACAACACACUGGAAAGUAGAGACGGACAAAAGGAAAUAUUUAAACUCUCUAAGUCUCGUAGUAAGGCAUCAGAAGAUCCAGUGAAAACAAGGGCCAUCAAAGGUUGUGACGGGGCAAUAAGGUAUUCAGACGAAGCAUCU